AUGGCCAAACGCCGUAAUCGUCUGAAGAGUCUCCCGCAAGAAAUAACAUGGAACAUAUUUUCUAGGUUACCAGUUGAGUCGGUAUUAAAUUGUAAACUAGUAUGCAGAUCCUGGAGAGAGCUUUUACAGUUUCGUGCUAUUAACAAUUACUUUGCUUAUCAACAUCUGCAGCGACAACAUGGUCUUGGUCGUCAUAUACUGGUACAGCAGCAGCAGCAACAGCAACAGCAUAAGCCGUUUGAACAUCAUCAUUAUGGUUCUGAUUCUGAGACAAUGAGUUUCGUGGACUUUGACAUAUAUGCCCAAGUUUUUCUGUAUCUAGAGUACCAUGACGAUGAUGAUCAUGGGAUUAGCAAAAAGAAGAUCAUCAUGAAAUUUCCGAUAGGUGCGAGUGGAGUAGUGGGUUCAGAGAAUGGAUUGGUUUGCCUAAAAGCCAGAACCAGAUACAAUGGCAUCCCUGAAUAUAUGCGCCCGGAUGAACCUUUAAACAUCUGUAAUCCGAUUACCAGAGAAUUCGUGACUCUUCCAAGGAUACUGAUCGACGAGAAAAAAAACAUUGAUGGUGUUCACAUUGUGUACGGAUUUGGCUACCACCCUUUCAUUAAUGAGUAUAAGGUUGUUAGAAUUUGUUAUAUAGGAGACGAGAAAAGCCCCUCCUUCGAAGGAAAGGUAGAGGUAUAUACACUUGGGAGUGGCAGCGGCUGGAGAAAUGUAGGAGAAACCAAAUAUUUCUUGGGACGACGUGUGGGAGGAAAUAAGUCAGGUGUUUGUGUUAAUGGGGCUCUUCAUUGGCUCUGUGAUGAAUCCGCGAAUAUCCUGGCCUUUGAUUUAGUACAUGAGGAAUUCCACUUGCUCCCUACCCCGAUUAAGCAGAAAUUUUCUUUCGGAAGAAUCUUCGUCGCGAGACGUUGUUUGUUUCUUGAAUACUAUGAUGAUGGUCACUCGGCAAAAUUGUGUUUCUUAAAGAAGAACAAUUACGAGGAGGAUGAUAAUGAUAGCAGUUGCCACAUGAAUGAGCAGUAUUACAAGUCAUGGAGUUGGAAUAGAGAGCUCAUUUGCCAUUACAAAAAUGGGUGGAACUUUAUGAACAAAUGGUCAGGAAGUCCUUCAGCGUUAUAA
Papaver somniferum (opium poppy) is the source of this 1119-nucleotide messenger RNA. Its product is annotated as F-box protein At3g07870-like. Gene Ontology annotation, molecular function: protein binding. Bases 1 to 1119 code for a protein of 372 amino acids. The record is from RefSeq and is a predicted model, not a curated record. The transcript has a single exon. NCBI's taxonomy places the organism in Eukaryota, Viridiplantae, Streptophyta, Magnoliopsida, Ranunculales, Papaveraceae.